Messenger RNA from Colletotrichum lupini, 297 nucleotides. RefSeq lists its product as uncharacterized. NCBI's taxonomy places the organism in Eukaryota, Fungi, Ascomycota, Sordariomycetes, Glomerellales, Glomerellaceae. The record is from RefSeq and is a predicted model, not a curated record. The transcript is spliced from 2 exons. The coding region runs from base 1 to 297 and encodes 98 amino acids.
AUGCUCAGGCGCGACUCGGACCUGUGGCCGGACUUUGUACUGCUCGUCGGGGAGGUCGAGGGGGAAAGCUGGAGGGAUGCUGGUGGUGAUACUGCCGAAGCCGAUGCGGUAGAGGAUAUCGAAGACGUCGUCGAGGUCGAGCCGGAGCGGGAGGAGUUGAUCGCUCGGGGCGGCGAUGGUUGUCGGUUGCGAGAGGAGCGGAAGGGUGCACUGGAGUUGGGCUGGUUCCGUGCAUGCAGCGGGCAGUGUGUGCAGUGCAGCUCGGAUGAGAGAGGCACAGAGGUGCUGACUCUCUGA